This is a messenger RNA of Vicia faba (fava bean), 411 nucleotides long. NCBI's taxonomy places the organism in Eukaryota, Viridiplantae, Streptophyta, Magnoliopsida, Fabales, Fabaceae. The record is from the annotation of a GenBank genome assembly.
AUGGCAGCUUCUUCUCAUUUCAACACAAAAUCCAAUUUCCAUGGCCGCCCAAUCAGCUUGCCAUCUAGACUACACCCCCUCACUCUUAAAUGCAAUCAACAUUUGGAAACCUUUCUAAGGUCUUCCAAUGAAACCUCCUCCCCAUCAUUACUUUUCCACAAGAUUGAUGGCUUGCGAGAUUUGAUCGAGUGUGUUGAAAAUUUGGUUCAGCUUCCACUAACAAAAGACGCACUUCUACAUGAUCAGCAUCAAGAAAAUUGUGUUAAUAUCCUCCUGGAUGGAUCCUUAAGGCUCUUAGACGUGUGUAGUAUAGCGAAAGAUGCUCUAAUUCAUACAAAAGAAUGCACAAGAGAACUUCUAUCCAAUUAUAAGAAGAAGAGGAGGCGGAACGGAUGUCAUUGCAGAGGCUAA